Molecule: messenger RNA, 8832 nt
Organism: Oryzias latipes (Japanese medaka)
Lineage: Eukaryota; Metazoa; Chordata; Actinopteri; Beloniformes; Adrianichthyidae
Gene: gpr158a
Product: G protein-coupled receptor 158a
Biological process (GO): G protein-coupled receptor signaling pathway
Cellular component (GO): membrane
Molecular function (GO): G protein-coupled receptor activity
Source: RefSeq, a predicted model, not a curated record
CACACACCCACACCAGUGCUGAAGCCAUGUUCUAGCGGAGCUCCCAGGCGCAUCUCUUCUCUUCCCGCCAGCUUGACGACGCCGUGAUUCCGAGGAGCCUCCGCGGACGCGCUCUGCUCUGCGGGGGGCGGGAGGAGGAGAUGGCCGUUUUCCGGCUGUCGCUGCUUCUGCAGGUGGGAUUCGUGAUCGGAUCAAACCCCGGAUACGCGGAUCGGUCGGAUGCGGGCGCACUGGAGGCGACGGCCGGGGCUCAGGCGCACCGGCGGCAGCUGGCGCAGCUCCGCGCGCCUCACCUCGUUCCCGCGGAGACGGCGCAGCCGCCGCAGAAGGCGGAGGCGCACCUUCCCAGGGUGGUCACGGCGUUUCUGCACACGGGGGACUCGUCCGCCUUAAGGCAUGCCAACUGCUCGCAGAAAUACGAGCUCACCUCUCUGCGGGGAAGGUCACACGCAACCCCGCAUCUGUCCAUGAGCAGCGUGCUGGAUACGGUGCUGCACGCCACGAACUUCCUUAACAUGAUCCUGCAAGCCAACAGGUCCAGGGAGCACAACCUCCGGCGAGACAUGGAGUGGUACCAUGCCCUGGUGCGGAGCAUCCUGGUGGGAGACACCAAGAUUCACCGGGCGGUCGUCACUUUUGGCGGGGAUUCCUCCUUCUCGGGGCCCUCGGUGCUUCUCCAAGCCACCAGAUCCGGAGGGGAGAUAGUCCUCCAAGACCUGUCCAGCACGGCGCACCGUCAUCUGCACAACCGCAGCGCAGAGACGGAGUGGUUCUACGAGAUGAGGGACAUCAAGAACCCCAGUUUCCACAAAAGGGUUCUCAGCCAACAUUUCCCAUCCGCUCUGGCCAAAGGGGAGAGUUUCAUCCCAGACAGAACGCACGUCAGGUGGUCUGCGCCCUACCUGGAGUGUGAAAACGGGAAUUACGUUCCCCACUGGCUGCUGACGCUGUCAGCUGCCUUCUACGGCCUGAAGUCAGACCUGGUUCCUGAAUUCAGGGGUGUUGUGCGAGUGGACGUCAAUCUGCAGGAUGUUGACAUAGACCAGUGCUCUGCUGACGGCUGGUUUGCAGGAACCCAUCGAUGCAACCUGACCACCAUGGAGUGUUUGCCGCUGCGUGGUCAUGGCUUUGUGCUGGAUAAGUACCAGUGCCACUGCAAGAAGGGAUUCUACCAUCCCAGCAGAGUGGCGGUCAACAGCUUCACCAAGUCGGGAAGGAAAGCAGACGCCGCCGCUGCAGGAGGAGGUGCCCGCGAGGACGAGGGGUCCUCCCGCCACUGCGUGCCGUGCCAGAAGGGCUGCGCCGAGUGUAAGGACGACACCCCCUGCGUGGCCCCGGAGGACGGAGUCCUGCGCCUGGCCGUGCUGUCCUUCCAGUGCCUCUGCAUGCUGGUCGUCUUUGUCAGCAUGGUUCUGGUUUACCACUUCCGCAGGAACAAAAGUAUCAGAGCAUCGGGUCUCGUCCUCCUGGAGGCCAUUCUGUGUGGAGCUCUGCUUCUCUACUUCCCGGUGGGGAUACUUUUUUUCCAUCCUAGCGUUUUCCGCUGCAUCCUCCUGCGUUGGGUCCGUCUGCUGGGCUUCGCCACCGUCUACGGGACGCUCACUCUCAAACUGUACAGAGUGCUGAAGGUGUUCCUGUCCCGCACGGCCCAGAGGAUCCCCUACUUGACCAGCUGGCGGGUGUUGCGCCUGCUGGGCUUCAUCUUGCUCAUCGUCCUGUGGUUCCUGGUGGCUUGGACAUCUGCCGUCUGUCAGAACCCAGACAGGAAGUUGGCUCUGAUCGACGUGGGCAGAACGCCUGACGGGCUCCAGUUCAGCAUGUGCCUCCUGGAUCGCUGGGACUACAUGAUGGCUGUCGCUGAAUUCCUCUUCCUGCUGUGGGCGGUGUACCUUUGUUACGCUGUGAGGACCGUGCCGUCGGCCUUCCAUGAGCCUCGCUACAUGGCCAUCGCUGUUCACAAUGAGCUCAUCCUGUCAGCUAUAUUCCAUGUCAUCAGAUUCACCCUGUUGUAUGAGCUUAAUCCAGACUGGAUGCUGCUGCUGUUCUUCACCCACACCCACCUCACCGUCACGGUUACUUUGGGUUUGCUUCUCAUCCCAAAGUUCCUGUUUGCCGGCACUCACAUGAGAGACGACAUCGCCUCUGAGGCCUAUGAAGAUGAGCUGGACAUGGGCCGCUCCGGGUCCUACCUGAACAGCAGCAUAACGUCUGCAUGGAGCGAGCACAGCCUGGAUCCCGAGGACAUUCGCACACCAGACGAAAUGGGCCAUCUCAGUUCUGUUAAUGGCUGUGGCGUAAGAUCUCGUGACAGUCUUUGGGAAAAACGUACCAACGAAGAGCUGAAGAAGCUGUACUCCCAGUUGGAGAUUUACAAGAGGAAGAAGAUGCUGGCGAAUAAUCCACACCUGCAGAAGAAAAGAAGUUCUAAAAAGGGGCUUGGCCGCUCUCUGAUGAGACGUAUCACAGAGAUUCCCGAAUCGGUGCACCGGCAGUGUAGCCGGGAAGAUAAGGAUGGUGGAGAACAUGGGAGCAACCGCAACAGCAUCUGCAUGCUGAAGAAAAACCCAAUCGAUGCAGGAAAGACUGCAAAAGAAGAUACUUUAAAAAACAAAGUUUUUUCCCUGAAGAAGUCCCACAGCAGCUACGAUCAUGUCCGUGACCAAAGCGAGGAGCCCCCCGCAACGGACAAGACAGAUUUGACCACGGCUGAGGGAUGCCUGCUUGAAACACUUAUGGGGAAGAAGCUGGUGAAGAAGACGUCCAAUGAGACCAUAAAUCCCCCCAGUGAUUCUACAGAGUCCGUUCCCUUGGUCUGCAAGUCAGCCAGUGCCCAUAAUCUCAAUGCAGACAAGAAACCUAUUCAUCCCAGAGCCUCCAUGCUGCAGAAGUCCCUGAGCGUCAUCGCAAGUGCUAAAGAAAAGACACUGGGCUUGGCUGGAAAGACCCAGAACACAGAGGAGAACAGCAAGAAGAGUCAGCCAAAGAGCAAAGACAUGAAGACCAAUGCAGAGGCAGAAAACGAAUGCCAGCCCAAGAUGAUCGUCAGCCAGUCGGUGGAAUACAAGCAAAGCACUGGCAAAGGCAGAAUCAUGAAGCAGCCUGUGAGUGGCAGCCAGCCUACCAUCUCCUCUGAGCCAGGCAAGGGAAAGGACACCUAUGAUCUAUCAGAAGUCUGUCCCUGGGAGGUGGAGGACCUUCCUACUCCAUCUGAGAACAAGGUCCAGAAGCAUGUUUCAAUCGCACCCAAAGAAACCACAACGAUUCAUGGAGGCAGCACCAAAGGAACCAAACCCCAGAAGCAAAAAGGUUCUGAUCAGUCUCCACUUAGUGGAAGGCACCAGAAAGAGGCUCUGAGGAUAUCAGCCGUUCGAGCUGAGAUAUGUCCAUGGGAAGAGGGAGGCGAAAGCCAAGCCAGUCCAGCAGAAGGGUCAAGGCAAUCACCGUUUAGUCAAUCGAAGACUAAGCAGUCUCAUUCCUCAGUGGAAACCUCCAAAACAAGUCGGGCAGAUGUUUGUCCGUGGGACUUGGAAGAGCCUCAAAAUGUUGCAGAAUCGGCUCGACCGUCAGAAACAACAAAGCAGAAAAAGAGUCCUUCUCCUGUGGAUGGGAGAGGGAAGACCAUCGUGGCAGAUGCACCAAAAGCGGGAGCAUCACUGCAGCCACCGACAUCAAAAGCUGACGUGUGUCCCUGGGACUAUGACAGCCCUGCCGCUUCCUUAAGUCCAGAGCGGACACCAGUGCAACCGUCAAAAACCAAGGACCUCCCCUUGAAAAAGAAAGGUGUCCUAUCCUCAAGGACAGUCGAAAAAGAAAAAUCAAAGGACGCUGAAGAUGAGAAAAGUAAAACAAAAGCAAAAGACAAGAGUAAAUCUUCAGAGAAGCAAGUCAGCCAGCAAAAGGCUGAGGUCUGCCCAUGGGAAGUAGAAGGUCCACAGGAUGUGCCGCUGGUAGAAAAAAGGAGAAGUGCUAAUGUUGGAGCAGCCAAAGCCAAGCAGGUGGACGUCUGUCCGUGGGAGUUUGAAGACGCCACAGACAAAAAAGGUGCAGACCAAAAAGCACCGGUAGUGAAGCAGAGCGCCCUUAAUGCUAACAUUGGAGCAGCGAGCGCGACCAACAAAGCCGAUGUUUGCCCCUGGGACUUUGAGGAGAGCACAUUUGACAAGAAGGCUUGACACUCACCAUGAGGGACCGCUGAAACGAUAGCUAUAGGUGUAUACUUGUUUUUUCACUGAGAAAUUAUUAAAAAUAUACCUUUUACUAUUUAUACGGUGACUUGGAAGCUAAGUUGAUGGAGUUCCACAAGUUGCCUUCCUUUCCGAGGUUUAGUUCUGGUUUUACACAUUUUAGAAAAAAGCAAAAUGUCUGAAAAAAAACAAACUCCAUGAGCAUUCCAGAUGAUCCUGAACUUUAAAUUGUAAUCCAAUUAUGCAACUUUAAAUUCAACAUUUUAACUUCACAAGAAACACUGACCAUCUGCUGUCAUCUCAACAACUCUUGCAUUAUUUUGUCACACGUUGUCAGACAGAUGAUGAAGAAAACGAUAGCAUCAAGAAUGAGUCUUAAAGAGAGGAAGCCAAAGAAAAAGAGAAUGUCUGCUUCAAGGAGGGCUCACGAGUCUCAUGGGUGAUUUAUACGUUUGUGUUCCUAACACAGAAUUAACUAAAUUGUCUGAUAGCACUUUAGCAAACUUCAAAAGUUUAGAGCAGAUUCCAUCCUGGUGUGUAUUUGUUUUUUAGUCCCUCUGUCAUCACAGCAAAAUAUCCCAAAGGAUUUCCAACAUCAAACUUUGUUUCUGGUCUUUAAACCUCUUUAAUUGUAACUCUCUACAGGUUUAAAUGCUUCCCAGUCUGCAGAGAUGUACUGUAUGUGCCUAAAUAACUAGCAUUGUCUCGUAUUAGUUCGAAGGGGAGCAAGCAGCUUCUCCAGCAGCAUUUUGUGACGGUGGAUGAUAUAAAACCGCAUGAGCAUCCGGGUACCGUGUCGCUGGACCAACACCUUCGUCCUCUGGAGCAGCGGAUGCGCUUAGAGGUCUUUGUCGUCGUUUUUCGUCAGCUUGUUUUCCAUCUGAGGAUAUUUACGAUCAUGCCCUGUCAUGUCUGAAAGCAAAGAGGAAAAUUAGAGCUGAUGUGAUUGUGUAUCUGAAUAUGUUAUGUCUUCAUGAGUGAAACCAAACCCAGGUGGAAGAAUGUACAAGAAGAGAAUCAGCACCAGCUUUGCUCAUGAUUGCGGUUUAAACUUUGUGUUUCAGCCGGUUUCUGCCUGGGGAAACUAUAUAAAAAGCUUGGUGUAAAUGGAAAAAAAAUCAAUAUUAAGUCAUGUAUGAUAUCCUAUUAUUUUAAACUUCAAAAGUCUUUUAAAAGAAUUCAAACCUGGUAACUAUUCUGAUUUUAACAAAAGCUUUCCACGUAGACGCCAACUUUCCUACUUGAUCCAAUUAGCUCACCUCCUGACCAAGACACUGCCAUAUUAGUAGAUGUCCCCUAAACAACUGACUCUUUGACCGCGCUUUAACACGGGGAAGUGAUGCAUAUCACCACAUAACUGCUUUUUUCUCCACUUCAGAGACUGCUGGAAUUACGUAAAAAACAGGUGUAGAGUUGGUCAAAAAAAAGAAAUGACGACACUGGUGCUAAAGGUUUGGUGUUAAAGGAUUAACCUCCUUUUUGAAUACAUUCAAUUUGAUGUUUGAAUAUUGUUUUCCAGUAUACUCUGGUACAUAAAAUUGUUAAACUCCGAUUAUCUUUUAAGAUAUUUUAAAAACGGGAUUUUGACAUUUUUAGGCUAAAUCCAAAAACCUCUGUCAUUUUCUUGGACAUAGUUUCUGCACAGCGGCAGGAGUUCAUUAAAAAUUCAUCUCUGAAUUGUAAGCAGGACUGUUGGCGCAGAGAAAACCCCGCCCCCUCUUCCCCUCCCUGUCGCUAAAAGUGGUGUCAAACAGUCACUACAUAUAUUUUGCGCAUUAAAUUUCGGUCUUUCGUGAUACAUGUGUGAUGCACAUAAUUCAUACGUGUUUCUUGCGUUUGUCAUUUGUCAAAUUCGGUUUACGUGAAUUCAGUUUUGAGCGGUUUCAAAAUUUGUGGUGGGUUAAGAAUAAUGCAGUUUUUGCAUAAGAAUAAUGCGUGAUUUUUGCUAGAUGCAUACACACAUUUUUGGCUACCCAUAACCGUUCCAUGUAUGUCUAACGGACUUUUCACGCACGUCCCACUGAUGUAUAACUUUUAUAUUGCGUAUACGGCGCACAUGUAUAUUUAAAUUAUGUAAUUGACGCAUGAAACACUAAUGACUUAUAUAUAAACAGUGCAAUAAUCACGCACGGUUCAUGUCCUACACUGGUUUAUGUGUUCUUUGCGUGGUUUAUUCGUGCGUCUUCCGUGGUUUUAACGUGGUUCGUUCCUGAUACAUCUGGGAAAAUUUCACGCCAAGACCACAACUUUUCUCACUUUUUUCAUGUAUAUUCACAUAUGCACAAAAUCUGAGUAGUGGCUGUGCGACAUGGUCUUAAGAGCUUAAAGCCGGGAGCUUGAGUCCCACCCAGUGUUUUCUACGUCACACAUAAGAUCUUUUUCCAACUGCAUUUUUCUCAUCUCCUGAUUCACAACAAUUUGAAUGAAGAAAUACAAGAAAUUCAAUUUUAAGCUCAACUUUCUCUAAACAUGUCCAUCAUCAGAAAAAUGCGACAAAAUAUAUGUUAAAUUACACCAAAAACACAAUUUUUAUCGCAGUGGGUCUUUAACGAGUAUUUGAAGAGUUUCCAAUGCAUUUGUUGUACGGUUUCUAUUAGCUGAUCGUCUGCUUAACAAAAUUGGCCGUCUGGUCUGUAUUGUUGCCAAUUUGGUGGGAUUAUUUUUCAAAAAUGUGACCCGUCGUCGUGCACGUUGCACCUUCAGCACCAGCUGCUAAUCCAGAUAACGAUUUGAGAGCGUUUCCUCUCUGCGUCCUUCUCUUUCGAUGCUAACUGAGUUAAAAUGUGCUGACUCAGCAGCAAAUCAAUCCAUCGUUUUCUUCUCUGUGUCGCAUGACAGAACAGUAAUGGACAUUUUGGGGACACUUUUUCUCAAACAAACAUUUUGAAGCAGCUCCUCAUUAUGUAAAGCAACACAAAUGAAAUCCAUACAAGUUUGGUGGCACAUGUUUGGGUUCCUCUACCUGCAGCUCCUUUCAUGUCUCACGAUAAAUGUCUGAGCGGAAAUUAUGUUCGAAAUGCAAGUCUAAAAGUAUUGAAAUGUAUUCAGUUUUCAGGUAAAAGUGGACCUAAACAAAAGAGGGUGAAGCUCAUUGAGGAUAUUAUUUGAACCUUUCUCUAAAUAGUUUUGCAGUCCUGUUUGGAGUCUGCAAUGCUGUCUUGUGGAAAUGACUGAAUGUUGCUGCUGAUCGUCUGUAAAUCGCCCUGAAAACACGUUUUUCAAGAAAUCUGUGUAAAACACCCGUUCAACAAAGUUGAAAAUAAUCAGGUAACAAAUGUUUAGCACAUAUAAAGUGUGACAUAUCUAUAGUUAGAGAAGAUGAAGUGAUGUUUGAGCUCCCUCUAAAUGGAAAAACGUCACACCUCCUUUCCAGGCACACUUCUUCUGGACAAAUGGAGCAGGAAAACUGCUGAAAGAUGACAUUUCCUAUCCUUUGUCCUGCUGAUUUUCCAUAAAUCAGGAGGACACGGUAUGGGGCAUGGCUGUAAGAUUAGCAAAUUUAAUCAAAUAUUCAAAGUUAAGGGCGUGUUCUUUAUCUGCACAAACUCCAUUAAUUUGUGUAUUCUUAAUGAAGCUUUGCACAAACUUGGAGUUUUGUCAAACAUUUCUAUUUUCUUUGACUCGUUGUGUUGAAUUUCACAAUAAAAUGUGGAUUUUUCUGCAUAGUUUGACUGCAGAGGACAAAAUGUAGCCGAUCUGAAGUUUUGACAUUGUGAGAGGACUUUUAAGUGACUCUGAACACAAACCGUAUGGGGCAAUGUGUGAUAAAUAUAGUCUAUAGAUGAUUAUUAGCUGAUGCUGUAGUCCUGCAUCAGAUUUAUGGUCCUGCGUGAUGAACUUCAUGCUUUUAAGAUAAAACAAGGUGAUUUUCUUUUUCUUUUAUUGCUUUUACUCCAAUUUAAAAUGAUAAAUACCCAAACAUUCUUGAUAUUUUAUGGAUUUUUGUUUUAUGUUUUGCUCAGAUGAAGACUUUCUUUUUCCUCCUGGUCUCUCAAUGUCAGCCUCCGGAUGAACAAUCUCUUGUUUCCUUUGCAUCCGACAGCGGUCCUGCCGUAGCGUUUCUCUGUUGAUCCAUAGUCGUCUCCGUACUGAGCAUGUACCACAUAACCGCUGUCUGUUUACUGUUUUCGGGGGAUCAUCGCUGUAAUUUAUCCUCAUUAUCUAUACGUCAACGCAGUUUUGAACCUCAUCUUCGGUCUGCAUCUCCUCGUUUCCGGUCUUAAACCAUGGUGCGAUUCUGUUGGCUAGCUGCUUGUUUUUGGUUGUUUUUUUACUUUCUUUUAUUUUUGUGACGGAACCAGGUCACACCGUGGAAAAUACAACUACUACUAAUGCUACUACUCGAUGCUGUAACGUCGUAAAUCUUGCUCUUGUGGCUUCUGCAUGAAUCAAGAAAUUAGUAGGACCGAUGUUUCACUGCCCUUGAUAGAAUAAAAAAAUGAGGUGAUCUUUUUUGGACUGUUACCAGUUGUAUAGUGAGUGAUAUUGUACCUUACCCACUGUAUUCUGUGCUUGUUAUGACUAUUGCUCUAUGACAAGCUUAUAGCAUUGAUAUAUGGGAAUAUUUGGUAGAUUUUUAUUGUGUUACAUUGUGAUAGCAUGUACAUAAAGAUACCUCCUCUGCAAUAAAUAUUUAUAUGAAAGCGGA